This is a messenger RNA of Schistosoma rodhaini, 777 nucleotides long. The record is from the annotation of a GenBank genome assembly. Lineage: Eukaryota; Metazoa; Platyhelminthes; Trematoda; Strigeidida; Schistosomatidae.
UCAAUGUAAAAGUUCUAUUUCAUCAUUUCAACAUUAAAUAUCAGUUUGAAAAAAAAAGAACCGCACGUAAUUCAUCAAUUGGAAGUAAUAAGCGGUACUAGUUAUCCAUUUACUUUUUCAAAAUGAGUCUUGAUAGUGAAACAGAUGAUACUACUGAACAAAGAAGAAUCGGUCUAAAAGCAUAUAUAGCAGCAAUCUAUGGGCACCAUGAAAUAUUGGACAAACUACUAGAUGAAUUCGAUGUAACGUUGUAUUCAGAUGAAUUAACUGGAAUGAUGCCUAUACAUGCAGCUGCAGCUUGGGGAAAUCCAAAAUGUUUAGAGGUGCUUAUCCGACAUGGCUGCAAUGUGAAUCAGAUGGAUUCAAUGAAUUGUUCACCUGUUCACCAUGCGGCAAGAAAUGGACAUAGCGACACGGUCGAAUGGCUUAUCAAGAAUGGGGCAAAUCUUCUGGAAUUAAAUCUUUUUGGUCAGAAACCAGCAGAUUUAGCUUUAGCUAAUCAUUUCCCUGAUUUGGCAGAUGUGAUUCGUAGAGAAGCUAAAAAACAAAUAAAAAAUUUGGAAUCAAAAACCUUACAUCCAGGAGAUUCAAUUGAAUUAGCAUAAAAAGAAGAAUAAAACUGAAGAGAGUGAAUUCGUCUAAUAACUUAAUAAAAUCUCUCGAAGAAUUUUGAUGUUCAAUAUUUAUAUAUAUAUACUAUUAUUCGCUAAAUAGAACACGUUUUGUUCCACUGCACGAAUGUUAACUAUGUGUGAUUAUAGAAAAAGAGUGCUUUCU